AUGUUCAUCGUCUCACGAUGGCUCCUCGGUGCUGCUACUGCCUUCAUUGCGCAGCCGGCGCCGAUUCUCGUGACCGAACUUGCCUACCCGACCCAGCGAGGCAAGAUUUCAAGUCUCUACAAUACCUUCUUUUUCUUCGGAGCAAUCUUGGCGGCUUGGUCAACCUACGGCACAUUCCGACUGACCUCAACUUGGAGUUGGAGGAUUCCGUCUAUCUUGCAGGGAGCUCUCCCUGCAAUUCAGUUCGCCUUCUUCUACUUCGUGCCUGAGUCCCCCAGAUGGCUUAUUGCUCAUGGUAAAACCGAACAAGCCCGAGAGAUUCUCACCCGCUACCACGCCGGCGGCGAUGCGUCUUCGCCUCUCGUUGACUACGAAGUCAAGGAAAUUGAGGAAAACGUCCGUCUCGAGACCGAGGCGCUGCGCGAGUCUUCGUACCUCGACCUCGUCAAGACGGCCCCCAAUCGCCGCCGUACGCUCAUUGCUGUCAUCACUGGUCUCGGAGCCCAGUGGUCUGGUUCUGGAGUCAUCUCCUACUACCUCACACUGGUUCUCAACACCGUCGGAAUUACAGAGACCAAGGAUCAGGCCCUCAUCAACGGCUUGCUCCAGGUUUUCAACUGGUUCGCGGCCGUGUUUGCCGGCGCCAUGAUGGUUGACCGCAUUGGUCGCCGCAAGCUCUUCCUCAUUUCGACCGCUGGUAUGCUCGGAUGCUACAUCAUCUGGACCAUCCUCACCAGCGUCUUCACCAACACCAAAGACGAGAGAGCCGGCUACGCCGUGGUGGCGUUUAUUUUCAUCUACUACUUCUUCUACGACAUCGCCUGGUCGCCCCUCUUGCUCUCGUACCCGGUCGAGAUCUUCCAAUACACUUUGCGUGGAAGGGGGCUGACAAUGUCACUGGGAUCAACUUUCGUCGGUCUCAUUAUCGGACAGUUUUGCAACCCCAUUGGAAUGGCCAACUUGGGCUGGAAGUACUACAUCGUCUUCUGCGUCAUCUUGGCUCUUCUGUUGCUCUUGAUCUGGCUUCUCUUCCCUGAGACCAAGGGCCGUUCGCUUGAGCAGAUUGCCGAGGUGUUUGACGGCAAAAACCACGCCUUUGGCAGCAGUGGCAUUAGAAGCGACAAGGUUGAUGACGAGUUUGUUGAAGUUGAGAAUGUUGCGGACAGGAAGGCCUAACACAAUAGACCAAGCCAUAAUCGAUAAAAGCCUACAUAGUUGCGAGCGUACUAGAACUGCAAUCGAUAGUCAAGUUUCUUGUCCACAUCCCGAGCUCGUCAUGACACCCAUAAGUCUACAGUUGUUUCAGCAAACAUCAGUGAUUUGGUGCCGUUGACUGCGCAAUUUGCCCUCUCUGCUACACCAUCUGAUGGGAGUUGAGAGAUACACUUAGACUUCAAUCCGGAUGUCAGCCGCCCAC
Molecule: messenger RNA, 1417 nt
Organism: Colletotrichum acutatum
Lineage: Eukaryota; Fungi; Ascomycota; Sordariomycetes; Glomerellales; Glomerellaceae
Product: lactose permease
Exons: 2
Coding region: 1-1176 (391 amino acids)
Biological process (GO): transmembrane transport; carbohydrate transport
Cellular component (GO): membrane
Molecular function (GO): carbohydrate:proton symporter activity
Source: RefSeq, a predicted model, not a curated record